Messenger RNA from Misgurnus anguillicaudatus (oriental weatherfish), 2244 nucleotides. The record is from RefSeq and is a predicted model, not a curated record. Lineage: Eukaryota; Metazoa; Chordata; Actinopteri; Cypriniformes; Cobitidae.
UUUCUCAGUCUCACUUCAGAGGUGACUGUGAGAUGUUUAACUUAAUGUUAACGAGCUAACAAGUUAACAUCACCCAGGAAUAAGACACAAUUACAACUCUGCCUUUACAGCUGGAGAUAUUGUCAGGAACUUUGGGAAAGUUACAGGAGAUCAGGACUGAUGGAUGUAUUUUCAUCUCUGUGGCUUUGCGCUUAUCUCUUUUUGGCUGUACAAGCGAGGGGUGAGCCCCAUUCUCUAACUUUGUCUGCUCCCCAUAAGCACUACGAGUGUCCUGUUGGGGCCAACAUCACUUUAACAUGUUCCCAGUCUGGAUCCAAAACUCACCCGGAGAACAAACUUCAUCACACCUGGCUCUUUACGUCUCACACUCAGGAGCACUGUCACAAGGGCCUACACCCGCGUGGGGCCGGUGCCACCAACCGCUCACUGGGUGUAGAAUACAGUUGGGAUGAGCAUCUCUUCUCCAUCAACCUGCAGAACAUCAAGGCGAACGACCAGGGUAGAUACUGCUGCCUGCUUUUGGACAUCCAGACCAAGAAACACAAAAUCGAGCUGGAGGCCCAUAACUACAUCUUACUGACUGUGAUGUCAGGUAAGUGAACAAGUAGAGAGAUCAGGUUUGGCAGUCUGAAAUGUUCAGAGUUGGUCCAGAAUUCUUCAGAAGACGCUCUGGCUGAAGGUCUGGCUAUAGCAGCCUGCAUCGCUUUUAUUCUGUGUCUCCCACUCAUACUGAUGCUGGUUUACAGACAAAGACAAGCAGUCCGGCAGAGCAGACGUGCACACGAGCUGGUGCGCAUGGACAGUGCGCAGGGACAUGAAAAUGCAGUGUUUGCUGAUGAUUCUCCCGAGCCUAAACUCCGGACCGUAUCCCAAAUAAUGCGCCAGUCAUCGGAAACAGGACGCCACCUCUUGUCAGACCCUGGAACUCCAUUUUCCCCCACACAAGGAGAUGUCUUCUUCUCUGUGCAGGAACCCAUUCCUGAGUCUCCAAACCUACUGCAUGAUUAAGUAAUGUUCACUCCCAGGAACCCCUGGUGUUUCUUCCUUCUGUACACCAUCAUGCAUCUAUCUUCCUGUUCCCUGCAAGGAUGAUUAGGAGUGACCCCUAAAAUCAGGAGAUUUCUACUGCAUUGGUGCCCAUUAUCUAGUGAUGUUUUCUGGUAACAGGAUUUCUGCCCAGCGAUGUGAAGGACAAUCCAUAACUUGGUGCAACCAUGAUUCCAAGAGAUGUUGAGGAGAUUUGUGCUGGACGUGUUUAAAGCGUCACAUUGUUUGUGGCUUUAUACUUGCACUUAAACAAUUAUUCCUUUUUUGAUCAUCAUCAUGAUCAUAAUUUUCUAUCAUUCUCUCUUCAAUCUUUCUGUGCUGAAAUAUAUGUUCAUCCUCUAUUUGAUCCUCUGUCAGAGAUGGAUCUCGUUCUCCUGUGUACUCAGCAGCCACAUUCACUCAAAAAAACUGUUAAACUGCAGUCAAAUGACUUUAGAUAUAAACAAAUGAAUCCGCUAUUUACACAUACAACUUCUAUCUUCUAAUUCUACUACUAAAAGAUGUGUUAAAUUUGAAGGAAAUGCUGUAUAUGUGUGAAACUAUGUAGUGCCUCAGCCUCCCUGUAUCUCAGUGUCUCAAAACUCAGUAUCUCAGUCUACCAGUAACUUAAGUGUCUCAGUUUCCCAAUAACUCAGUGUCUCAGUCCCCCAGUAUCUUAGUAUCCCAGUAACUCAAUGUCUCAGUUUCCCAGUUACUCAGUGUCUCAGUCUCCUAGUAACUCAGUCUCCCAGUAACUCAGUCUCCCAGUAACUCAGUCUCCCAGUAUCUCCCAGUAACUCAGUGUCUCGGUUUCGCAGUAACUCAGUAUCUCAGUUUCCCAGUAACUCAGUGUCUCAGCUUCCCAGUAACUCAGUGUCUCAGUCUCCCAGUAUCUCAGUCUCCCAGUAACUCAGUCUUUCAGUCCCCCUGUAUCUUAGUGACUCAAUACUCAGUAUCUCAGUAACUCAUUGACUCAGUCUCCACAUAUUUCACUGUCUCAGUCCCUUUGUAUCUCAGUCCCCCUGUAUCUCAGUGCCUCAAUCUCAGUAUCUCAGUCUCCCAGUAACUCAGUGUCUCAGUCUCCCUGUUUUUAAAUGUCUUAGUAUCUCAGUCUCCCAGUAGCUCAGUGUCUCAGUUUCCUGUCCCAGUCCCCCUGUAUCUCAGUCUCCCAGUAUCUCAGUACCCCUGUAUCUCAGUCUCCCUGUAUCUCAGUGUCUC